AUGUCCCUACACCACAUCCACGUCCACAAUCUCUAUACCAUAGCCUAUAGGAUCGGUAUAGUGCGGUCAGUCAAACUAGGCUAUGAGAUAGAUGUUAUAGAUCAAUCAAACCGAACUGAAAUUAGAGCUGUUAUUAUGGUUAUUUGUUUGCCUCCAGUGAGCAAAUUUGCCCCUCCGGUUGAGUUUCCGGGCAGGCUCUUUGAUAUAUCAAAGGAUGAAGUUCAGUCGUCCUUAUCGCAGGUGCUACGGGCGGCCAUUUUUUUACGAAGGAAGAAAAUCUUUCUGAAAAAAGAGGCUAAGAAGAGGCGUGUUCACUCGGUAUUGACCAGGGCUGGAAAACUGGCGGCCGAAUACAGUGCCGCGGUACAGGACUCGGCCCUUCACCUGGACCUGGACCAGCUAUGGGACCUCGUUGAAAAUACCCUCCACCAUCGCAUUAACAAACUGGUACAUUCUCCGGCUACAAAUUACAAUGGUUCCAUUCUCAAAUACCCGCCAUCAAGGAUACUAACACGUUGUAAUAAUGGCGUCAAUUCUGAGUUUAAAUCUGAUACUUGCGAUACAAAUGUGGGCUUGAGAUACACUGAUUGUCAAGGGCCAUUUGAAGUAUCUAAAUCUUUGCAAAGCGAUAAAGAAGAUAUCUCAUCUUCAGACCUCAAGGAAAACUUGAUUAAAGAAGAUAACAUACAGUUUGACAGUGAUAUUCCACUUGAUAUGGAGGAUAUGGAGCGAUUUGUCUCUCAAAACAUGGGUCAGGGAGCAGAUGAGGAUGGGCCAGACCUGUUCGAUUCUCUGGGCGAUGAAUCAGACGGCUCUGUGCCUGCUAAAGAUAUGAAAUACUCUGAUUUUUUUGCGCCUAUUAAUGCAACAAAUUCUAUUCCUGGUUCUUUUGACAAAGCAGAUAUAGAGAGGGAGUUGGUAGCCCCUAAGCACUGGAGCAUGCGGGGCGAGGUUAGGGCCAAAGAUAGACCUAAAGAUAGUCUAUUGGAGCUAGACCUGGAUUUUAUCUACAGCAACAAAGAUGCAGGUGCUUCUACCAGCAUAUCACAAGAAGCUGAGACUGAUGUUGUUCCGCUAGAAAUGAUUAUAAGGCAACGCAUUCAGGCCCGAGUUUUUGAUAACGUGGAGCCCAAGAACUUUUCAAUCAACACGAUUAGGGAGGAGAGGAAUGUGGAGGCUAAGGGCGAUAUGGAUUUGGAUUUUUCCAGGAGCGAGAGGGGACUGGCUGAGAUCUACGCCGAGAAAUAUCGCAAGGAGGUGGAGAAAGUGCACCAGGGCAAACUCAACGAGAUCUCAAAAGAUAGAUUGGAAAUCGCAGAUUUGUUUUCAAAAAUUCUUUACAAGUUGGAUUGUCUAUCUAAUCUUAACUUUCUACCCAGGGCCCCUACAGACACAUCUACUAGGACUGGCGAUGAUAUUGUACCAACAAUUGCUGCCGUAACUAGCAAUGCCCAUGCUCCAAGGGAAAGAGUUAAAGACAAGGGAGAGAUGACCAGAGAGGAGAAGAGGUCGCUGCGCAGGCUAAAUAAGGAGAGGCACAAUAAACGAAUGGUAAAAAAUGGCAUGAAUGCCGAGGAAGAUAAUACUAAAAGGGGCACAGAUACUGCCAAAAGUCAAGUGGCAACAAAGCGCAUGGGCAAAUUGAAAACAGCGGAACUGCUACAAAAAAGAGCCGCUGCGAGGCUUGAGACGUGA
This is a messenger RNA of Babesia microti strain RI, 1695 nucleotides long. RefSeq names its product MPP10, U3 small nucleolar RNA-associated protein MPP10. The coding region runs from base 1 to 1695 and encodes 564 amino acids. The record is from RefSeq and is a predicted model, not a curated record. Gene Ontology annotation, cellular component: nucleus; sno(s)RNA-containing ribonucleoprotein complex; small-subunit processome. NCBI's taxonomy places the organism in Eukaryota, Apicomplexa, Aconoidasida, Piroplasmida, Babesiidae. The transcript has a single exon. Gene Ontology annotation, biological process: rRNA processing.